This is a messenger RNA of Aspergillus tubingensis, 855 nucleotides long. RefSeq lists its product as uncharacterized. NCBI's taxonomy places the organism in Eukaryota, Fungi, Ascomycota, Eurotiomycetes, Eurotiales, Aspergillaceae. The record is from RefSeq and is a predicted model, not a curated record. The transcript has 2 exons. Bases 1 to 855 code for a protein of 284 amino acids.
AUGGGCAACACUCUCUUUCCCGAUGACCCAGACAAAGUCUCUGUCAUCCGCUAUCUCACCCCUGAUAUCAUAACCUUCAGUCUCCCGUUUGCCCGAUUCGGGAUUGUCAAAUUCGGCGCCAGAGCAACAUUAGUCAAACUCCCCUCCGGAAACCUUCUUAUCUUCUCGCCUACCCCCCUUACCCCCACCAUCCGCUCCGUCAUCGCCAAGACCGGCACUGGCCAGAUCGGCUACAUUGUCGCCCCAGAUACCGAGCACCACCUCCAUCUCUCGGCCUGGAAAACCGCCUACCCGGGCGCCCGCAUCAUUGCCCCAGAGGGGCUCCUCGAGAAACGUCAACGAACGCUCGGCAACGGGCCCGAUACCUCGGCCGACUGCAACCCUGCCUUCGAUUACAUCUACACCGCCGCCAACAAGUAUUCCUUGCAAGUAUCCGACGACCCAGAGUUCCACGCUACCUUCGCAGUGGAGUACGUGCACAGCCACCCGAACCGAGAGAUCGUGCUUCUACAUAAGCCCUCCCGGUACCUGAUACAGGCGGACCUAAUGUUUAAUUUGCCGGGAACAGAGCAGUACAGUCUGUCGGGUGAAAAGGCCGAGGACGGGUUGUGGAAUCGGCUGGGGAUGGGGUGGAUGAAGGCACGGACGCCGGCGGAGCGGACAGCGCAGGCUCGAUUUGUGUGGUAUGUGCUGGCCGCGGGGGAUCGUAAGAACUUUGGGGAGAGUAUCCGCCGAAUUUGGGGGUGGGACUUUGGAGGGAUUGUGCCGUGUCACGGGGAUGUUAUUGAGGAUGACCAGGAAGGGAAAGGGAGGGAGGUAUUUGAGGGGGUGUUUGAGGGUUUUUUGAAAGGGUGA